Molecule: messenger RNA, 2310 nt
Organism: Sipha flava (yellow sugarcane aphid)
Lineage: Eukaryota; Metazoa; Arthropoda; Insecta; Hemiptera; Aphididae
Product: protein yellow-like
Exons: 2
Coding region: 19-1161 (380 amino acids)
Cellular component (GO): extracellular region
Source: RefSeq, a predicted model, not a curated record
AACGCACCGUUGCGCCCGAUGUCCGGGUUCACCGCGGCCGCGGCCGUCGCGCUGACCGUGGCCGCGGUGGUCGUGUACGCGGGUGUCGCGAGGCGGGCCGACAGCGGCGCCGACGCCGUGCACAUCCUCAACGGCCGGAACGUCGAGUGGCCGUGCGCCGCUGCCGAGAACGUGCACGUGGCCGGCAACGUGAUCGGCACGCGGGCCCAGGUGUGGGGCGACCGGGCGUUCGUGCUGACGCCGCGGUUCCGGCCCGGCGUGCCGUUCACCGUGUCCGCGGUACGGUUGGGCUGCGGCGGCGCGGACAGGUGUUGGCCCGCGCUGGUGCCGUACCCGCGCUGGUCGACGCACGUCGAGGGCGACCCGGACGCCGUGCAGAACGCCGUCGACAUGCACCUGGACCCGACUGGCGUGCUGUGGCUGCUCGACUCCGGGCUGGUCAACACCAUGGAGCGGCCGGUGCGCCGAGCGCGGCCCAGGAUCUUCGCCGUGGACGUCAAGACGGACGAGGUGGUGAAACGGAUCGACCUGUCGGGUCUGGCGUGCCCGGCCAGCCGGCUCGGUUACAUCGCGGCCGACUACGGGGACGACGGGCGAGCUUUCGUGUACGUGUCGGACGCGGCCACCCGGGCGGUGAUCGUGUGGGACGUGGCGGCCGACUGCGGUUACCGGGCGGUGCUGCCCGAGGCCGUGGCCCGCGACCGCACAGGGCCCGGGGACGCGAUGUACGUGGCGCUGGCGCGACCGUCGACGGGCAAGAACGUGCUGUACCUGACGUACCUGACCAGCGACCGGAUGUACGCGAUCGACACGCGCCACUUGCGGCGGGAACGUCAGCGCGGCAACGUGACCGUAGUGGGCCGCAAGCCCGACAACGUGGUGCUGCUGGGCACGGACGGCCGGACCACGUUGUACUUCCGGUACGGCGGCCGGGGCGACGUGUACGCGUGGGACACGGACCGCGGCGGCUUCGGCCCCGACCGGUUCGCGCUGGUCCGGAAAUCCGACGGCCGCGGCCGGCUGGCCACGCAAGUGGCGCCAGGCCACCGGGGCGGCGUGCCGUGGCUGCUGGAGAGCAACUUUCCAGAUUACGUUUCCGGCACGGUCGGUUGCCUGGGCGCCGACGUCCGCUUGCAGCCCCUCGUCGAACAACGUCGGUGAACCAACGACACAUGAACCGCUGUUGGCCGCGCGCAAAUUGGAACCGCGCGUCGCGUUACGGUUUUCCUCUGGCUGUACGCACCCUUCGUCGAACGUUUCACGCUUUACCGCGCGUUGACAUUUAUCGGAACAACGUUAUGCUAUGUAACAAUUAUAAACAUACACGUAUAUUUAUAAUAAAUGCGCUAUUUCUGAAGACUGACGACGGGAGCGGGAUUUUCCAAAAAGCCGUUCGUACGGUGAAUUCGAAUCGGGACUCCGUGUUGUGCAGUCGAAUUCGAAAUGUAUAGUUAAAACGUACUAGUGAUGGGCGAUUCUUGAAGUUAAUCGAUCUUUUGAAUCUGUUUAAAUCUGAAUGAUUAGAUCGAUCAAAAAAAAAAAAAAAAAAAGACCAAUCCACUUUAAAUGCUGUUUUUAUUUUUAAAUCAAUACAUGACACUUCUUACUGAUUUGCUAGUGAUCUAGAUUAUAUGAAAAUAUGAAAUGUGUAGUAAUUUUUAGUGAUUCUUGUAAGCGAAUCGAUUUUAAUCAGAAUGAAUAGUUCGUGAUAAAAGCAAAUGGUAGUGUCAGCAUUAUGAAAAUAUCAGAAAUUGGAUCAACGAUGAUUCGAUUCCCAUACAAUGUCGUAUCAACGAUUUGAAUCGAUAUUUACAAAAAUGAUUAGAUCUCUUAAAACAGCGGUUUAAAUUAGAGGGACGCGCUCCCUUAGAGGCGUGUGAUUGAAUUUCAGGGGAGGCAUGAAAAUGUUUAAAAUGCAACGAAACAUGAAAACGUUAUUUUUUAUUACAAUAAAACCCCAUUAAGAUGCUCCCUCUUAAUACGUGCAUUUUUUCCGAUGCCUAGUACAUGUAGGUCUUUUAGCAUUGAAAAAACACGCUUAAAAGGCUCCCGCUUAAUACGCAACCCCGCAUAAUCCGCUCUAUUUUCUGGACACUCAGACCUUUUAUACAUUGAAAAAUACCCUAUUAAUACAUCGAUAAUAAACAAUCAAUAUCUUCAUUGAGACAGGCACUUAUUUCGAUUGAUAACUUCGAAAAUAUGCUUUUAUACUUGGGUUGGAUGGAAGCGUUAUUAUUAAAUUAUUAUAGAACAAACUCAUUGUAAUAACAAACUAUUACCACAUACAUAGUAUACCUAAUACAAAACCAU